GGCAGAUGUCGUCGUCAGCGUGAUCUCAUAACAUCGAUAGUCUAUAUAACUCCGCUGCUCUGCUCUCCCUCCCCUCAUCGCCCUCUCUCUCCUCGCCAUCGCCCAUCAUGUCCAUCUCCAACAAGCUCUCCAUCACCGACCUCGACCUCAAGGGUAAGCGCGUCCUCAUACGCGUCGACUUCAACGUCCCGAUGCAGGAUGGCAAGGUCACCAACCCAGCCCGUAUCGUCGCAGCUCUCCCGACGAUCAAGUAUGCACUGGACAACGGAGCAUCCAAGGUCAUCCUGAUGUCCCAUCUCGGCCGCCCGAAUGGCCAGGUGAUCGCCAAGUACUCCCUCGAGCCCGUGUCUAAGGAGCUCGAGAAGCAGAUCGGCAAGCCUGUCAUCUUCGUGCACGAGUCCGUCGGUCCCGCGGUCGAGAAGGCCGUGAACGACGCCGCACCGGGUUCGAUCAUCCUCCUCGAGAAUUUGCGGUUCCACAUCGAAGAGGAGGGCUCUGCAAAGGACAAGGAGGGCAAGAAGACCAAGGCCGCCCCGGCCAAGGUGAAUGAGUUCCGUGAGGGCCUCACGCGUCUCGGCGACGUGUACGUGAAUGACGCAUUCGGAACUGCCCACCGCCCACACUCGAGUAUGGUCGGUGUGAAGUUGUCGCAGCGUGCUGCGGGCUUCCUCAUGAAGAAGGAGCUCGACUACUUCGCAAAGGCACUUGAGCACCCUGAGCGCCCCUUCUUGGCUAUCCUUGGCGGGGCAAAGGUCUCUGAUAAGAUCCAGUUGAUUGAGAACAUGCUCGAUAAGGUCGACUCUCUCAUCAUCUGUGGUGGUAUGGCCUUCACUUUCAAGAAGAAGCUGGAGAAAGUAUCGAUCGGUAAUUCGCUCUUCGACGAGGCCGGUGCAGAGAAGGUCGCCGCACUUAUUGAGAAGGCCAAGACGCGCAAGGUCAAGGUCGUCCUUCCCGUAGACUAUAUCACCGGAGACAAGUUUGAUAAGGACGCAAAGACCGGCGUCGCAGACGACGCGAGCGGCAUUCCCGACGGCUGGAUCGGCCUUGACGCGGGCCCGAACAGUCGUGCGCUCUUCAGAACGACCGUCUUGGAGGCGAAGACCAUUCUUUGGAACGGUCCCCCCGGCGUGUUCGAGUUCCCGGCGUUCGCAGAGGGCUCGAAGGCGUUGCUCGACGCGACGAUCGAGGCCGCACAGAAGGGCGCGACCGUCAUUGUCGGCGGUGGAGAUACUGCAACGGUCGUUGCCCAGUACGGUGCCGAGGAUAAAAUCAGCCAUGUCAGUACCGGCGGAGGCGCUAGUCUCGAGCUGCUUGAGGGCAAGACCCUCCCCGGUGUUGCAGAGUUGAGUGAGAAAUAGCAAUCAGUACAUGGUAGGGCUAGCAAAUAUUGAAGAAGAUACUAUCGCGCGAUGUAUGCUACGUGAAAGAAGCAAAAAGAAGAGUUGUAAAUAGGCGAAGAAUAUAGAGAC
Molecule: messenger RNA, 1469 nt
Organism: Laetiporus sulphureus 93-53
Lineage: Eukaryota; Fungi; Basidiomycota; Agaricomycetes; Polyporales; Laetiporaceae
Product: phosphoglycerate kinase
Exons: 7
Coding region: 108-1358 (416 amino acids)
Biological process (GO): gluconeogenesis; glycolytic process
Cellular component (GO): cytosol
Molecular function (GO): ATP binding; phosphoglycerate kinase activity; ADP binding
Source: RefSeq, a predicted model, not a curated record